Molecule: messenger RNA, 296 nt
Organism: Drosophila bipectinata
Lineage: Eukaryota; Metazoa; Arthropoda; Insecta; Diptera; Drosophilidae
Gene: BomS2
Product: Bomanin Short 2
Biological process (GO): defense response
Source: RefSeq, a predicted model, not a curated record
CAGAGAGCAUCAGUUGAAGCCAAUCAAUUGCCAAGAGCAUUUAGCACUUUUGCAAACUCAAACCGGAAUCAAUCCCAAUCCAAUCACCAUGAAAUUCUUCUCAGUUGUCACCGUCUUCGUGCUCGGCCUCUUGGCUCUGGCCAAUGCUGUUCCCCUGUCCCCUGAUCCCGGCAAUGUCAUCAUCAACGGCGACUGCAAAUACUGCAAUGUCCACGGUGGAAAGUAGACGGAUCGGGACUGUCCAUGAUGGCCAUAGCUUACCUCAACCCGAAGUAACAAUAUUUAAGCUUAAAACA